GCGAAGUGUUAUUUUGAAAGUGGCAACCGGAAAUUCUGUUUUUCUCGCGUAGCCAGCUCGUACAGAAAGCCAGAGGAAAGUAAAACGCUGUUUUCACCCCAAACUAUUUGGGCUUCACUGGAUGGUAAAAGUGGCGGAGGCUACGAAGUUUUACAGACUUUAAAGAGACAAAAACGUCUUUGAGAACAGCGAUGGCACUCACCGACGCUGACGUACAGAAACAGAUCAAGCACAUGAUGGCCUUCAUUGAGCAAGAGGCCAAUGAGAAGGUUGAGGAAAUUGAUGCAAAGGCAGAGGAAGAGUUCAACAUCGAGAAAGGUCGUCUGGUGCAGACCCAGCGGGUAAAAAUCAUGGAGUACUAUGAGAAGAAAGAAAAGCAGAUUGAACAGCAUAAAAAGAUCCAGAGAUCCAACAUGAUGAAUCAAGCCAGGCUGAAGGUGCUGAAGGCCCGGGAUGACAUGAUCACGGAUCUGUUAAAUGAGGCCCGUCUGAGACUUGCAGAGAUUGCUAAGGACCCUGCUAGGUACUCCAACCUGUUGGAGGGCCUAGUGCUUCAGGGAUUCUACCGACUGCUAGAGCCUAAGGUUACCAUUCGCUGCCGACCGCAGGAUGUUGAACUGGUUCGGGCUGCAGUCAAUAAGAACAUCCCUAUCUACAAAGAGGCAGUGAAGAGCAACAUAGCCGUCAAAAUCGACAAAGACCAUUUUCUUCCAGCUGACGUCUGUGGAGGAAUUGAAGUAUAUAAUGAGAAUGGGAAGAUCAAGGUUUCCAACACUUUGGAGAGCAGACUGGAACUUAUUGCACAACAGAUGAUCCCUGAAAUCAGAAUGAUGCUGUUUGGUGCCAACCCCAAUCGCAAAUUCUUGGAUUAACAGUGGAUAUGAAGAGAGCACUGUGGAGUAUUUAAGGUGACAACAGACUAUCAGCAUGAGGUGCAAAAGUCUAUAACCACCUGCUAUUAGUGCUGCUAAUGCUGAUGGACAAAAUAACAAUUUGACAAGUGCUCUUAUGCUGAAAUGUCCUCUAUUCAUCUUCUCUUGUCUAAAGGACUCAUUUAUGCUGUAGUGGCAUUACAGAUGUUUAUCUUCAGUUUCAGUUUGAGUAUACUGAGCAAGCUGCAUAUUUAAACCAAAGACACCGGCAUAUACUUUAUCUACAGAAAGCCAUACACGUGGCAAUAUAAUAAGCAUUGCUUUUGUAUGUAUGUGUGUACACAGAGGUGCCUAACAUUGUUC
Archocentrus centrarchus (flier cichlid) is the source of this 1235-nucleotide messenger RNA. RefSeq names its product ATPase H+ transporting V1 subunit E1a (gene atp6v1e1a). Gene Ontology annotation, biological process: proton transmembrane transport. Gene Ontology annotation, molecular function: proton-transporting ATPase activity, rotational mechanism. NCBI's taxonomy places the organism in Eukaryota, Metazoa, Chordata, Actinopteri, Cichliformes, Cichlidae. Gene Ontology annotation, cellular component: proton-transporting two-sector ATPase complex, catalytic domain. The record is from RefSeq and is a predicted model, not a curated record. The transcript is spliced from 9 exons. Bases 192 to 872 code for a protein of 226 amino acids.